Orycteropus afer afer is the source of this 2247-nucleotide messenger RNA. RefSeq names its product EF-hand domain containing 2 (gene EFHC2). Lineage: Eukaryota; Metazoa; Chordata; Mammalia; Tubulidentata; Orycteropodidae. Gene Ontology annotation, cellular component: microtubule. Gene Ontology annotation, biological process: regulation of neuron projection development. Bases 1 to 2247 code for a protein of 748 amino acids. The record is from RefSeq and is a predicted model, not a curated record. The transcript has 15 exons.
AUGGCCUUGCCCCUGCUGCCGGGCAACAACUUCAACCGCAAUGUGGGAAAGGAGAAGUUCCACAAAUCUCAACAUUGGGGCUUUUGCAACAAUGUUGGGAUGCUGGUGAGUGAUGAAAAACCUGGAAUAGGUGGAGAACUGCUUCUUGGGCAAAAGCUGAAGCCUAAAUACAGUAUGUAUCCUAAAGGAACAGAGUCUGAUGUACCAUCAUGGGUAGCUUUUGACAAACAGGUAUUAUCUUUUGAUGCCUAUGUGGAAGAUGAAGUGCCUGAUAAAAGGCAAGAAGACUAUCAAAUAAGACGCUAUAAAAUUUACUUCUACCCUGAAGAUGACACAAUUCAAGUCAAUGAACCGAAGUUAAUAAAUAGUGGACUGCCUCAAGGAAUUUCUAUCCGGCGUCAUCGGAUUUGUCUCCCACCUCCUGAUGAUGAUCAGUUUUACACUGCGUAUCAUUUCAAUAUCAACAUAGACAUUGUCUUUUAUGGCCGGACGUUCAAGAUUUAUGACUGUGAUACAUUCACAAAAAACUUUUUGAGGAAAAUAGGAGUCAAAUUAAACCUACCAGGGAAGUGCCCAGAAGACCCUUAUAUGAAAUUUCGGAAAGAGAUGAAAGAUCGCAUGAAGCCCUUACGUCCCUAUCACUCCUUCGACACCCGGAAACAGUUCCUUGACUAUGAUAGGCAGGUUUUACGUUUCUUUUGCCUGUGGGAUGACACAGCCUCGGAAUUUGGGGAACGUAGAGAACUCGUCUUGUAUUACUAUUUGUCUGAUGAUACCAUUGAAAUCAAGGAAUUGCUGCCACCCAACUCAGGCCGCAGUGAUACGCCAUUGUGCCUUCAGAGGAGAAAGCUACCCAAGCAUGGCCCACCUGGAGUCUUUCAACCAGGUGAGAUAACAGAUCAGACAGUUCUCAACGUGUAUGGGGGCUACGCAGUGAGCCGAGUGCAUGGCUAUCUGUUGGAUCAAUGCAAGCUAGGAAAAGACGACCAGGAAUUUUACAAAGAUAGUGACCUGGCUGUAGGAGCCACCAUCAACGUGUGGGGAAGAAAAGUGCUCCUUUGUGACUGUGACGAUUUUACGAGGUGUUAUUAUAAGAAUAAAUAUGGAAUUGAGAACUUUACCUCGAUUCCAUGUAAGCCUCCACCUCCUCCAAAAAUAGAAAGGAAAUUUCCACCUUAUACUGGCUUUGGUUCUGAGGAAGAUUCUCUCCGCUCCUGCCUAAGUCUCAAGCCCACACCUUAUCGGAAGAACUUCAGGAAGUUCGCAGAAAAAGACAGUUAUGGAUUCAUAAGCUAUAUACUUCGAUUUUUCGCAAGACUAAUCACACAUAAAUGUGCUGAUGUGGACAGGAUGUUCAUUAUUUCAUAUUUUCUCAGUGAUAACACAAUGUCAGUGUUUGAAACUACAGAGAGGAAUUCAGGGAAUACUGCUGGGAGGUUCUUACACAGAACUCGUGUCAAGAGGCCUGGACAAGAAGUCUUUAAAAGUGAACUAUCAGAAUAUAUCCAACCUGAGGAGCUGUAUGUUGGAGCCAGAGUGAAUGUGAAUGGCUACAUAUUCCAUUUGCUCAAUGCCGAUGAAUACACUUUAAACUACAUGGAGAGUAAUUUAGAUAAGUUUCCACUGAGCAGCUUCGAACUUGCCCUAGACAAGCUGAAGGAAGAAAAAGGAAAAUCCAGAGAGGUCAAGCAGGUUUUUACAGCUGCUGACCCUAACCAUACAAAGGUGGUGAAUUAUAAUAUAUUCAGAGACAUAAUUAUGAGUAUAACUGUCGGGAAGCUCACAGACCAUGAGGUUAUAACCAUUGCACGUCACUAUCGUGCACUUGAAGACAUGGAGCCACAUGUGAAUGUGUUAAUUACAAUGGCCCACGGACAGCUCAAGAAAAAUGCUUUUGAGAAUUUUGAAAGACUAAUUGCUGUCUGCGAGUAUGAAGAUCGAGAAAAAAAAAAUGUAUUACCCAGCAAAGACAUGAGAAGGAUAUGCAAGUCCUCUAGGUUACCUCUGACGGAAGAUCUUCUGGUAACCUUACUGUCCAGGUUUGAAGACAGUGAGAAACAAGUAAAUUAUCAUUCAUUUUUCUCUGCCCUGAACUGGAGAACAAAUUCAAUGAUCGAAUGGGAAAUAGUGUUGUACAAUACAGAGAAAAUUGAAGAUGUGUGGAUGGGAUCACCAUCACCCAUUCCUGUGAGAUACGUUAGGUACAUGGCCCUUUUAAAGGAUGUGUUUGACUUGGAAGAGGAGUAA